This is a messenger RNA of Sceloporus undulatus (fence lizard), 1712 nucleotides long. RefSeq names its product Rho guanine nucleotide exchange factor 39 (gene ARHGEF39). The transcript has 9 exons. Lineage: Eukaryota; Metazoa; Chordata; Lepidosauria; Squamata; Phrynosomatidae. The record is from RefSeq and is a predicted model, not a curated record. The coding region runs from base 97 to 1095 and encodes 332 amino acids. Gene Ontology annotation, cellular component: plasma membrane. Gene Ontology annotation, molecular function: guanyl-nucleotide exchange factor activity. Gene Ontology annotation, biological process: positive regulation of cell migration.
GGCCGUUUGAAGGCGCGGCGGGAGGACGAGGCAGAGCCGGGCGGAGAGCUGGCGUCCUUCGCUGCCGUCGGGGGCUCUGGGCUGGGCCUGGGGGGGAUGAGCGGGGCGGAGGCGUGGGCCGGGCGCAGGGCCCGGGCGGCGGCGGCGCUGCUGGAGACGGAGGAGGCUUACCUGGCGCAGCUGGAGGCCCUGGGGCAGCACUUCGGGACUCUGUCGGCGGCCAAGGGGAUCCUGCGGCCGGAGGCCAGGGAGACCCUCUUCGGCCCCUGGGAGGCCCUCCGCCCCGCCAGCCGGGCGCUGCUGGGCCUCCUGGAGAGGGGCCUCCUGGGCCCCGGGCUGGAGGGCUUCCGUGCCCACCUUCCGCUCUACGUCUCCUACGCCGAGAAGCUGCCUCAGGCCAGAGAGACCCUGCGGAGACAGGUGAGGAAGAACAAGGCCUUCUCCCGCUUCAAGAAACUCCAGGAGUCCCGGCCGGAGUUUGGGGGCCUCUGCCUGGAAGAGCUGCUCCUUCUGCCACUGCAGAGGCUCCGCCAGUACAGACACCUCCUGCAAGAUUUGGUGGAGAACACCCCGACAAAGAGCUCAGAGGCUGAGCAGCUGAGAGAGGCACUGAGGUCCAUCGAAGAGGCCUUUCACCAAGUCCAAGAGAUUACUCACUUCCAUGAGAACGUGGGACACCUGAGUCGGAUCCAGAAGCUGCUGCUGCUCAAAGGACAGAAGACUAAAGUGAUGCUGCCAGGGCGGUGGUACCUCCGGGAGGGCUGGCUGACGGUGGUGCCUGACAAGGGUGAGGCCCUACAGCACAGGAUGUUCUUCCUCUUCUCUGAUGCCUUGCUGAUGACCAAGCCUUACCACCCUCUCCACCCCUGGAAUGCCCACAAGCUGGCCUGCCAGGAGGUCUUCCAGCUCCAGCAGUGCUUGGUGGAGAAGAUCUUUGGUCACACCCAGAGCCAUGGGGGGCUCCUCAGUCUAUCCUUCCCACACAAGAAGUUACUGCUGAUGUCCCAUGAUCAGGAGGACUUGAACAAAUGGCACCAGAGUCUGACGGCUGCUAUCAGGCGACUCCAACUUCUCUCCAGGCCACUGAACCACUAAGACUGCCCACCCACCUUCCCAUGCGGCACAGAGACCCAGCCAGAUGCCACAGGUGUUAUCCCUUGGGCUCCAACCUCCUAAACAGAAUAUCAGUGGAGGCAAGUCUUCAAUGCAGAGCCUGGAAGAAUGCGGAAGCCACCCUCUGCUUUCUCACCAGUAGGAGUUGAUAUGGCCAGUGGCCAUGCUAGGUGAAGAAAUCUGGGUGUUGAAGUCUCCCCAAAUAUUUUUUCAAGUCUAUUCUACCUCUAUAUAUUUAUCUACCUAUCCAUCUAUUUAUCAUUAGUAUCUUUAGAGAUGAUGGAAGAGACCAAUGCAAAUCAUGUAAAUGAAAACCUUUUGCUAGUCCUGCAGUUAUUCCUCUCAGCCAUAGAGAUAGAGAAUGAACUAUCGAUGUUGAUUCCAGGUCCUCUAUGUGGAUCAAUUUGAUAAUCGAGUUCCCUAAUGAUGUGCUGAUAGUGCUCUGGCAUGACCGAAGCUCAAGAGUAUGCAACUGACAAACGUAGCUCAUGGCUAAAGAAUUCUUCUAUUUCCCAUCUGGUUUAGUCAGUUUGUCUACAAAGGACUCAAUGGACAUCAGAUAAUACCAGGAAAUGAUUUUAAUAAAAAUGUUAAAAUAA